AUGGCGGCUUCGCCUGCUAAGUUCUUCUUCGGAUUCCUGAUUGCUUCCAUCGUCUUGUGGAUGAUCUUCAUACUGUGUUCUAGAUUGUUUGCCUUGUUUCUUAGUCGGGUUCUGGGAGCGUCCGUUGUGUUCCGUGUUGGCGGAUUGAAAUGCCUCAGGGACGUCGUGGUGAAGUUUAAUAAGGGUGCCAUUGAGUCGGUGUCCGCUAGUGAAAUUAAAAUAAGCUUUCGCAAGUCAUUGGUCAAACUUGGCCUUGGGAAAGUGCAACUUUUGAUAUGUGAUCUUGAAGUCGUGAUGAGGUCCUCAACUUCAACAGAAAGUCUACCAAAAGUCAAAAGUCAUAAAUCUAGUACUCCAGGCAGGGGAAAGUGGUAUAUGGUGGCUAACAUUGCGAGAUUUCUUUCAGUUUCCGUUGCCGAUAUCACUGUGAAGACCAAGAAGGCUAUAGUGGAGGUGAAGGAGCUGAAACUGGAUAUAUCUAAGGAUGGUGGGACUCAGCCAAAUUUAUAUGUUCAGCUACAUCUGAUACCGAUUCUGGUUCAUUUAUGUGAAUCACGCAUAAUUUCUGAUCAGCCGUCUACCUUAAGCUUUGAAACGUGUUCUGCUUCCCAAACAUCCCCUGCCUCAUCAGACAGGUCAUCUGCUGCAUUAUUUUGUGAUGAGCUCUCUCUUUCUUCUGAGUUUGGACAUGACAGGACAGUAGGUAUUGUUUUACGAAACUUGGAAAUUAUAUCUGGGGAUGUAAUUCUGACUUUGGAUGAGGAUUUGUUUCCCAAGAGUAAAACGUCAGUUACUGCUGCUUCAUCUGCCAAGAAACCUCCCAAAGACAAUCAGCUGUUGGCAGCUCUUACAAAGCAUUCUCCAUCUUUUCCUGAAAUGGUUUCCUUCAAUUUACCCAAACUGGAUGUCAGAUGUGUGAAUCGAGAACAUGAUCUUCUUGCUGAGAAUAACAUCACAGGGAUACAACUGAGGAGUGUUAAAUCCAAAUCCGUUGAAGACACAGGGGAGAGUACACGUCUGGAUGUUCAGAUGGAACUGAGUGAGAUUCAUCUUUUCAAAGAAACUGAGUCCUCUAUUUUAGAGAUUAUGAAAGUUGAUGUGGUCUCCUUUAUCUACAUCCCAAUGCAGCCAGUUCUGCCUGUUAGAGCUGAAGUUGAUAUAAAGCUGGGAGGUACCCGUUGUAAUCUGUUGAUUUCUAGGCUCCAACCAUGGUUGCGUCUUCAUUUCUUGAAAAAGAAAAAACUGGUUCUUCAAGGGGAAACUCACACUGCUGAGAAAUCAAAAGCUGCGGAUAUGAAAGCCGUUAUAUGGACAGGAACAGUUUCAGCCCCUGAGAUGACUGUUAUGGUAUAUGGUAUUGAUAAUCUGCCAGUGUAUCAUCUUUGUUCGCAGUCAUCACAUGUGUUUGCAAAUAACAUUUCGAGUACGGGCACAGCAAUUCAUGUUGAACUUGGUGAACUGAAUCUGCAUUUGGCAGAUGAGUACCAAGAAUGCUUUAAAGAAAACCUUUUCGGGAUAGAGCCAAACUCUGGCUCGUUGAUGCAUAUAGCAAAGCUUAGCUUGGAUUGGGGAAGAAGAGAUAGGACAUCAUCUGACGAGGUUGGUUUCAGAAGUAAAGUGGUGCUCUCAGUAGACGUGACUGGAAUGGGUAUUUAUUUUUCUCUCAAGCGUGUGGAAUCUCUCAUAAAGAAUGCUAUGUCCUUCAAAGCACUUUUUAAGACAUUAUCUGUUGCCGGACAAAAGACGAAUAAGACUGGAGGAGUGCAACAGUCCAAAGCAUCUGGGAAAGGAACUAGGCUUGUGAACCUUAAUCUUGAGCGUUGCUGUGUAAAUUACUGUGAUGAUACACGUCUGGAUAAUACAGUUAUUGACGACCCUAAAACCGUUAACUAUGGAUCACAAGGUGGCCGGGUUACAUUUCGUUCAUUAGCCGAUGGCAGACCACGCACUGCGAGCAUACUGUCCACUGCUUCCGAAGAAUGUAAAAGACUGAAGUACUCAGUCUCUCUUGAAAUAGCACAGUUUAGCCUUUGUCUUAACAAGGAUAAACACUCAACGCAAAUGGAACUUGAAAGAGCAACAUCCAUCUACCAGGAGUAUCUGGAAGAGCAUAAACCUUGUUCAAAGGUCACAUUGUUUGAUAUGCACAACGCGAAGCUUGUACGUCGAUCUGGUGGUCUUAAUGAAAUUGAAGUGUGUUCUCUCUUCAGUGCUACUGAGAUUUCUCUGGGUUGGGAGCCUGACGUCCAUCUAUCUUUUUAUGAACUAUAUUUGCGGUUGAAAUCCCUGGUAUAUGCACAAAAGCUUAAAGAACAUGGAAGCGGGUACAACACAGGCAUCUCUAGUGUGAAUGGCAGCCUGAGUGAAAACACAAAUCAGUCCAAUACUGUUGAGAAGCAGAAGAAAAAAGAAUCUAUGUUUGCUAUUGAUGUGGAAGUUUUGAGGAUAUCAGCUGAGGUAGGAGAUGGGGUGGAGGUUAAAUUGGAGGCACAAUCAAUUUUUUCUGAGAAUGCCUGUAUAGGAGUGCUUCUUGAGGGGUUAAUGCUUGCUUUUAAUGGAUCUCGAGUGUUUAAAACUACAAGAAUGCAAAUAUCAAGAAUCCCUGCUGCCUCUUCGAGUUUGUCUGAUGCAGUCCCUGUAGUGGGUCAUUGGGACUGGGUAGUGCAAGGGCUUGAUGUGCAUAUUUGCAUGCCUUACCAUCUACAGUUGCGUGCCAUAGAUGAUUCAGUUGAAGAUAUGUUACGAGCCUUGAAACUUAUAACUGUAGCGAUAGGCAAAAACUUUUUUUCAAGAAAGAAAGAAAGCUCAAAGCCUAAGAAAUCUAGUCCGAAAUUUGGCCGCAUAAGAUUGUGCAUACGCAGGCUAAUCGCAGAUAUUGAGGAAGAACCAAUGCAAGGUUGGCUUGAUGAACACUAUCACCUGGUGAAGAAGGAAGCCUGCGAGUUGGCUGUCAGAUUGAAAUUUCUUGAAGAUUUUAUUCACAAAGCUACUCAGUCUCCUAAAGUUGCAGAAACUAGUGAUCCUUCAGCAGAUGAUAGAAAGAUGCUUUUUGAUGGGCUUGAAAUUGAUGUCGAGGAUCCUCUAGCUAUUAACAAAGUGAAGGAAGAGAUUCAUAAACGGUCGUUUCAGUCUUAUUAUCAGGCGUGCCAGGGUUUAGUUCCUUCAAAGGGUUCCGGUGCCUGUAAGGAGGGAUUCCAAGCAGGUUUCAGGCCAAGUGCUGCUAGAACCUCUCUUCUUUCUGUUUGUGCCACAGAUUUUGAUUUAAGCUUGACGGCAGUUCAUGGUGGUGAUGCUGGGUUAAUAGAAGUCUUGAAGAAGCUUGAUCCUAUUUGUCAAGAAAACGACAUACCCUUUUCUCGGUUAUACGGAAGCAAUGUUGACUUGAAAACUGGAAGCUUGGUAGUUCAGUUAAGAAAUUACACGCUUCCUCUUCUCUCAGGCACCUCUGGCAAAUGCAAAGGUUGUAUUGUGCUGGCUCAGCAGGCAACCUGCUUUCAGCCACAAAUUUCCCAAGAAGUAUACGUAGGCAGAUGGAGAAAAGUGCGAAUGUUCCGGUCAGCAACUGGCACAACUCCACCGAUAAAGACCUACUCAGAUCUGCGCAUACACUUUGAACAGGGAGAAGUGUCUUUUGGAGUUGGAUAUGAACCAGCUUUUGCAGACAUUAGCUAUGCCUUCACAGUGGCUCUUCGUAGAGCUAAUCUGAGUCAUAGGAGUCCAGGUAUUGUACCUGUCGCUAAAAAAGAACGAAGCUUACCGUGGUGGGACGAUAUGAGAAACUAUGUUCAUGGCAAUAUCACUUUAUCUUUUGGUAAAUCAAAUUGGACUGUUCUUGCUACAACGGAUCCAUAUGAGAGUCUUGAUAAACUUGAAAUAGUGACUGGUCCUAUUGAACUUCAGCAGUCAGAUGGUCGUGUUUUUGUCAAUGCUAAAGACUUUAAGAUAAAAGUGAGCAGUCUGGAGAGUUUGAUUAGUCGGCAUUCUUUAAAAGUUCCAGUCGGCACCUCUGGAGCUGCAUUUAUUGAAGCCCCAGUGUUUAAUCUCGAAGUUACAAUGGACUGGGAAUGCGAGUCUGGGAAUUCUUUGAAUCAUUACCUAUUUGCAUUUCCAAGUGAAGGAAAGCCUCGUGAGAAGGUCUUUGAUCCAUUCAGAUCAACUUCACUCUCACUUCGGUGGAAUUUCUCUUUGAGACCCGAAAAGCUUCAUCAGUCUUCCUCAGGUACUGAGCAUCCAACAGACACUGGAACUCUCUACAGUUCGCAAGACAAGCCUGAGACACCCACAAUGAAUCUUGGAGCUCAUGAUUUGGCAUGGAUACUCAAGUUCUGGGGUUUGAAUUACUAUCCUCCUCACAAGUUACGUUCUUUCUCCAGAUGGCCUAGGUUUGGAGUCGCAAGGCUUGCAAGAUCAGGAAACUUAUCUCUAGAUAAGGUGAUGACAGAAUUUAUGCUCCGUGUAGAUGCCACUCCUUCCGUGAUAAAUUACAUGCCUUGGGACUCUGAUGAUCCUGCCAAAGGAUUGACCUUUAACAUGACGAAGCUAAAAUAUGAAUUAUGCUUUAGUCGGGGGAAGCAAAAGUAUACAUUUGAGUGCAAGCGGGAUGUGCUUGACCUUGUAUAUCAGGGUCUUGACCUUCACGUGCCUAAGGCUUUUGUCAACAAAGAUGAACAUCCUUCCAUUCCAGCAAGCGUUCAGUUGAUGAGGAAAAGCUGUCAGAAUGCUUUGAUAGACAGAGUUCCUUCUGGAAAGGACCGUAAGAGGGAUGAGAAGCAUCGCGAUGAAGGCUUUCUAUUGUCUUCCGAUUAUUUUACAAUCAGAAGGCAGGCCCCAAAAGCUGAUCCUGAAAGACUUUUGGCAUGGCAAGAGGCUGGAAGAAGGAAUCUUGAGAUGACGUAUGUGCGGUCUGAGUUUGAGAAUGGAAGCGAGAGUGAUGAACACGUACGAUCAGAUCCUAGUGAUGAUGAUGGAUACAAUGUUGUCAUUGCUGACAAUUGUCAGAGGGUUUUUGUUUAUGGGCUCAAACUCCUGUGGACGAUAGAGAAUAGGGAUGCUGUUUGGUCCUUUGUUGGGGGAAUUUCGAAAGCAUUUGAAGCCCCUAAACCUUCUCCUUCUCGUCAGUAUACACAGAGGAAGAUUCAUGAAGAAAACCAAAAAGAUUCUUCUGCAGAAACGCAUCAAGGGGACAUGUCGAGAUCAUCUGCAGGCUCUGCAACAAACCUCUCUUCUCAGCCCAUUGAGAUGGCAGGACUUCCUUCAUCACCGUCACACUCAGUGAAAAUUGAGAAAUCAUAUGACGGAGCUGGUAAAGCCGAGACCAGUGAAUCUGAGGAAGACGGGACUCGUCACUUCAUGGUGAAUGUCAUUGAGCCACAGUUUAACCUUCACUCAGAAGAGGCUAAUGGUCGCUUUCUGCUGGCUGCUGUUAGUGGUCGUGUUCUAGCAAGAUCGUUCAAUUCCAUGUUGCGUGUUGGUGUGGAAGUAAUUGAGCAGGCUCUUGGCACUGGAAGUGUCCAUAUUCCGGAAUGUAGUCCUGAAAUGACAUGGACACGGAUGGAAUUUUCUGUGAUGUUAGAGCAUGUGCAGGCCCAUGUUGCUCCCACUGAUGUUGACCCAGGUGCUGGAUUGCAGUGGCUCCCAAAAAUUCGCAGAAACUCACCAAAAGUGAAGCGUACCGGGGCUCUACUUGAAAGGGUUUUCAUGCCUUGCGACAUGUAUUUUCGGUAUACUAGACAUAAAGGUGGAAACCCUGAUUUAAAGGUGAAACCACUGAAAGAACUCACGUUUAAUUCGCACAACAUAACAGCUACAAUGACGUCUCGGCAAUUCCAGGUUAUGCUGGAUGUGCUAACCAAUCUUCUCUUUGCAAGGCUUCCAAAGCCUCGGAAAAGUAGCCUCCAGUGUCCCACUGAAGAUGAAGAUGUUGAAGAGGAGGCUGAUGAAGUAGUUCCAUACGGAGUUGAAGAAGUAGAACUUGCAAAAAUUAACCUCGAAGAGAAAGAGCGGGCACGGAAGCUACUUCUUGAUGAUAUAAGAAAAUUGUCUCAAUGUUCCGACAACAUGGAAGAUACACAUAUGGACAGGGAAGGUGAAUUGUGGAUGAUUAGUACGAGAAAAUCCAUACUGGUGCAAGGAUUGAAGAAAGAGCUCUUAUAUGCACAGAAGUCUAGAAAGGCGGCUUCUGCAUCUUUAAGAAUGGCGCUGCAGAAGGCUGCACAGCUGCGAAUAAUGGAGAAGGAGAAGAACAAAAGUCCGUCAUAUGCUAUGUGCAUUUCAUUGCAAAUCAAUAAGGUGGUUUGGAGCAUGAUUGUAGACGGUAAAUCCUUUGCUGAAGCAGAGAUAAAUGACAUGAUUUAUGACUUUGAUCGGGACUACAAAGACAUUGGUGUUGCUCGAUUCACCACCAAGUCUUUUGUUGUUAGGAACUGUCUACUUAAUGCAAAGUCGGAUAUGCUUUUAUCAGCAUGGAAUCCUCCAUCCGAGUGGGGAAAGAAAGUGAUGCUACGUGUUGAUUCAAAGCAAGGAGCGCCAAAAGAUGGACACUAUCCUCUUGAGCUUUUCCAUGUGGAGAUUUACCCUUUGAGAAUCCAUUUGACAGAGACAAUGUACAGAAUGAUGUGGGAGUACUUCUUCCCGGAAGAAGAACAAGAUUCACAAAGGCGACAGGAAGUUUGGAAAAUUUCAACAACUGCUGGUUCAAAACGUGUAAAGAAAGGAUUAGCAGGUCAUGAAUCUUCUACAACUAGUCACUCUCUUGUUGAAGCAUCCCGAGUGAGCUCUGCAGCGCUCUCUGCUUCUGCCACAUCGCAGUCACAAAGCAACGCUGAUUCUGUUCACAAAUCAAAUAUGCUUAGCAUCAGAUCUAGCACUAGUGGUUCAGGUCAGGAGUUGAGAAGAACAUCUUCUUUCGAUAGGAACUGGGAAGAAAAUGUAGCCGAAUCCGUAGCUAACGAACUCGUUCUACAAGUUCACUCCUGCACCGUGACAUCUUCCGUUGAACAACAACAACAGGAGGAUUCCUCCAAACAGAAACUCAAAGAGACGAAACCUGUAAAGUCCGGCCGAUCUUCUCAUGAAGAAAAGAAAGCUGGGAAAUCACAAGAGGAGAAGAAAUCUCGGCCGAGAAAGAUGAUGGAGUUUCACAACAUCAAAAUAAGUCAAGUGGAGCUUCUAGUUACAUAUGAAGGCUCAAGAUUUGUCGUAAAUGACCUCAAAUUGCUGAUGGACACAUUUCACCGCGUUGAGUUUACUGGGACUUGGAGAAGACUCUUCUCUCGUGUUAAGAAGCACAUUAUUUGGGGAGUACUCAAGUCUGUUACAGGAAUGCAGGGGAAGAAAUUCAAAGACAAAUCACAGAACAAUAGAGACUCUACUGACAACGACCUUAAUCUAAGUGACAAUGAUCAAGCGGGGAAAUCCGAUCAAAACCAAGUGACAUGGUUUAAGCGUCAAAGCGAUGGAGCAGGAGAUGGGUUCGUUACUUCAAUUCGAGGACUCUUCAAUACGCAAAGGCGUAAAGCCAAAGCGUUUGUCUUGAGAACUAUGAGAGGCGAAGCAGAGAACGACUUCCAGGGAGAUUGGAGUGACAGUGAUGUAGAGUUCUCUCCUUUUGCUCGGCAAUUAACUAUAACAAAGGCUAAGAGACUCAUCAGACGACACACUAAGAAAUUCCGUCCAAGAUCUCAAAGAGGUUCGACUUCGCAGCAUCCAUCAUCGCCAAGAGAGACCACUGCGUUUGAGAGUGGUUGUUCAAGCGGAUCUUCACCAUACGAAGAUUUUCACAACGAGUAA
Messenger RNA from Microthlaspi erraticum, 7788 nucleotides. The record is from the annotation of a GenBank genome assembly. Lineage: Eukaryota; Viridiplantae; Streptophyta; Magnoliopsida; Brassicales; Brassicaceae.